Plasmodium inui San Antonio 1 is the source of this 426-nucleotide messenger RNA. RefSeq lists its product as hypothetical. The coding region runs from base 1 to 426 and encodes 141 amino acids. Lineage: Eukaryota; Apicomplexa; Aconoidasida; Haemosporida; Plasmodiidae. The record is from RefSeq and is a predicted model, not a curated record. The transcript has 2 exons.
AUGUCGAACAUCAAGGCGGAAGAAACAGGCCACUUAAGUCGGAGUCUUCAGUCCAGGAAAUCAUCGACAAACCUAGAGUACUUCGUAAGGAAACCUAGGAAGGAGAAUAAGUUCCUGAACCCAAAGAGUCACAUGAAACCGAAGGGUACACUUCCCGACCCAGGCCGGGAUAGAGAACCCCCCCAGAAUAAGUACAGGAGUACCAGUGAUUUCGGGAAAGAUGAGACGAAUAAAAAAGUCAACUUGGACAGAGAAACGCAAAAAGGAGGAGUAAGGCAGCCCAAGCAGCCCCUCCUAUCGAUUCUCGACUCUCGAAUAAGGGCAAGAGAGAAACAAGGCAUUUCAGGAUCAGGUUCAAACAUCAUUCCAGAUGAAGGGGCAAGACGGCCAAACCCAGCACAAAGCCUGAGCAAGGCUAAGGAGUAG